Chilo suppressalis (striped riceborer) is the source of this 970-nucleotide messenger RNA. The record is from the annotation of a GenBank genome assembly. Lineage: Eukaryota; Metazoa; Arthropoda; Insecta; Lepidoptera; Crambidae.
AUAAUUCGUGAGAGAGAGCUCAUCUUUGCUGAAGUUUUUCUCUUUGGAAAAACAUGGCAUUGAAAUACAUGAGACAAAUUUCAAAAAUAAUGUGCAGAACAGCUUAUAUUCAAAGAAAUAUAUGCACAACUCGACCGGUGUGUUUAGGGAUGAUACCAAUUGUUGUCGAACAGACGGGACGAGGUGAACGUGCUUACGAUAUUUAUUCGAGAUUGCUCCGGGAACGAAUUAUCUGUCUCAUGGGCCCCAUAAACGACGAUAUCAGUUCACUAGUAGUAGCUCAGUUGCUGUUCCUUCAAUCGGAGUCGAGUAAGAAACCUGUUCAUUUGUACAUAAACUCUCCAGGAGGCAAUGUUACAGCUGGGCUCGGCAUUUAUGACACCAUGCAGUAUAUUACUCCACCCGUUGCAACUUGGUGUGUAGGCCAAGCCUGUAGUAUGGCUUCACUGUUGUUAGCAGCGGGAGCCCCGGGGAUGCGACACGCUCUUCCCAAUUCACGCAUAAUGAUCCACCAGCCCUCUGGUGGAGUAAGAGGGCAAGCAACUGACAUACAAAUUCAAGCUGAAGAAAUAUUGAAACUCAAAGCUCAAAUCAAUACUUUAUAUGUAAGACAUACUGGUCUCCCCAUUGAGAAAGUCCAGAACUCUAUGGAGCGUGAUAACUUCAUGUCUCCAACAGAAGCCAAGGCGUUUGGGUUGAUUGAUAAUGUUUUGGAACAUCCACCAUCACAUGCUAUGGAAAAGGAAUGUGCUACUGCAAGCGGCACUGGUAAUACUGGGGUGUCCCCCAGUAUAGCUUAAUAUUGUAAAAAAAUGUUAAAUAAUAAAUGUAGACUAUAUUUUGUAUCAAAUUUUUUUUUUAUUCAAGUUUGUAGUAGUUCUUUUUAUAAAUGGAAAAUUUUGUUCUGGAAUUAGCUCUCUAAUCCCAAAACCAAACAAGAUACCCAGUUGUAGAAGUAGUUGACAUUUCA